Molecule: messenger RNA, 8334 nt
Organism: Oncorhynchus masou masou (cherry salmon)
Lineage: Eukaryota; Metazoa; Chordata; Actinopteri; Salmoniformes; Salmonidae
Gene: nacad
Product: NAC alpha domain containing
Exons: 11
Coding region: 1-8160 (2719 amino acids)
Biological process (GO): protein targeting to membrane
Cellular component (GO): cytoplasm; nascent polypeptide-associated complex
Source: RefSeq, a predicted model, not a curated record
AUGCCGGGGGAGAGCUCUCGAAGAUCUGUCCCCAAAGAAAGACACCCUGAGCUUGGAGCCGAGCAGACAGGCCUGCCUGAACCAGACAUGACCAGACAUGCCUCCACUGAUUCCACCCCUAGUGACAGCGGCUCUAGUCCCUCCCCCAGCACCCCUCAGAAGCUGCUGCCAUCAUGCACCUCUCCGUUUGGGCCACGGCUGGUUCGGGCCACACCUAGCUCCUCCGCGACCCCGCGACCCCAGCCUGAAGGUUCAGACCGUCGCCACAAUAACACGGUCCGACUUAGCGGGACGUUUGGAGGUCACGGACCCUGUGGACGCCGCAGCGGACCUGUGAAGAUGGAGAGAAUCAAGGUUCUGAUGGGCUCGGAGGUGGAGAGCGACUACAAGGAGCCAGAGAACAUGGACACACGGGUGGUGAUGGGCCAGGAGGCCCUGCUCAAGACAAAGAAAACCCUGACAGGGAAGUGCCCAUGCGGGCAGAGCAGCCAGGCGAUACCCCUGCCUGGAGGCCCAGUCUUGGAGGUCCCUAAGCUUCCCUUAGAGCCGCAGGCCGAGGCUGGAGAAAAGGCCCAACUGGACACAGGGCAGGAGAGAGACAAUUCACCUCUGACCCCAAAGAUGGAGCAAGAGCAGGAGAGAAGCCCUGUCCUGCCCAUUAGCCCUCUCCUCACCCCUCUCCUAACCCCCCUCAUCCCUGCCUCCCCUCCCUCCUCAGAGCCAGUCACAGUGGAUGUUAGCUUGAUGGGCAGCUUAAGCCCUUUGGAGGCAGGGCUGUCUCCCUAUGGUGAAAUGUCUUUUGUAUGUGCCAUGUAUGCCAUGCCCUCCCUGUCCGAGCCAGCCUAUCCCCCUGCUAUCCUGUCCUUCACUGAGCCGGCCUAUGCCGUGGACCCUCUGAGAGUGGGUGUUCCCUCGUCCCUGGAUCCUGACCUGUACUACACCGCCCCCUCCACCCCCAUCAAGAUGGCUGCUCGCCCCUUACACCUCAAACACCGCUCUUACCCCGGCUCCCCAGCCUCUCCCCUCUCACCAAACUCGGACAGUGAUGACCUGUGCUCCCCCCUCACUUCCCCCUCUGGCUCCUACGUCACGGCGGAGGGGGGCAGCUGGACCUCUUCCACCUCCCCCUGCACCUCCCCCAAUCUUCUCCUGGCAGAGGAGGUGCAGGAGGCACCUGCAUGCUUUGUCAGCUCGCUGUCCGAAAUCGGAGACGAAGUGGGGGAGGAUAGGGGAGCAGUAGGGGAGAGGGCAGAGGAAAAGGGAGGAGGAGCAGCAGAGUGGCGGUUCUGCCUCUAUAAGGGUCUAGCAGAGACUGUGAUCCUGGAGGAGGAGGAGGUACUGAGAGGGGAGGUAAGGGGGAGAAGGAGUGAGGAAGUGACAGUCUCAAGGGGUAGCUGUCGCCCUCGCUGGGUGACAGAGGACACUUCCCCAUUGAGGAGCAGCAGCGGCAGAAGCACCGACUCCCAGGAAGAUGGAGGGGAGUCGGAGGGCUCGCUCUGCCCAGCAGAGGAUGCUCUGGCUGGGGGACAGCAGUACUCAAGUCCCCUGCUGCAAAGAGGCCUGGAGCUGGAGCUGCAGGCCUGUGUGUCUGAGGAGCUUUACCCUCCCAUUACCAACCCAGAUGAUGAUGGAGCAGACUCCCCACGGCUGACCUCCAUCUCCUUCCCCUUUGCACCAGACAUGGGGAACCUAAGCCCUCACACCUCCAGCGUCAACCCUGCCUCCUCCAACCUUACCAUGGACACCUGCUCUCCAGAUGUGUCAGACGGGGAUAACUCCAGCCCUUACGGAGAGAUGGGUACCUUCCUGCUGUUCCCAGGCUCCUACAGUGAUGAUGGUGAGAUGGAGGAAGAGGAGAGUAUGAUCCCAGCCUCUCUGCUUAACUUCCCCCUCCACACCAGUCUCCUCUUUCAGGCAGACUCCAUGGAGAUCACUCUCUUCCCCACAGAGGAGGGGAAUGAGGGAGGAGAGGGAAACGACAGGAACGAUGUGGAUGCGUACGCGGCCGGAGAGGAGGAGGGGGACGUGGAGGAUGAUGACGAAGAUGAUGAGGAAGAAGUGGAGGCUAAGGUAGAGAUAGAGGAGGCUAAAGUAGAAAUAGUGAUAGAGGAAGAGGUGGAUGAAGAGGAGGGUGAGGAUGUUGAGGAUGAGGAAGAGGAGGAGGAGGGUGAGGGUAAGGCUGUAAAUGACCCAGCUGAAGAGGACAACUCGGCCUCCUUCCUUCAUUCACUGUCAGAAACUUCCAUCAACGAAGGGCUGGAUGAGUCCUUCUGUUUCCAUGAUGACACUGACGACUCACUAGACUCCGCCUCUUAUAAUGGCGAAGAGGAUGAGCGACUGUACAGCACAGAGAGACAUGCUGAACCACCCACAGGACCACCCACAGGACCAGCCACAGGAUCACCCACAGGAUCAACCACAGAACCACACCAAGCCAAACCUCAGCCUGAAACCAGACCAGAGGCCUACAGCACUGAACUGUCUCAGUCCCAGAGCAGACUUAGCCUAAUCAAUCCCCCAGGUGACAAAGAGCCCCGGCCUGAGAAUCCUCCAGGACCUAAGCCACCCCACCAUGCACUUGCACCUGCCCAACCUGCGGAAUCAGCCCACCCCGAGUCCUCCAACAGCAGUAGUGGGAGUGAAAUGGAGAUCUCCUCAGAGUCCUCUGACCCUCCUGUCCCCGCUCCUUCUCAGGAGAGCCCUUAUGUCUCUACCCUUACCCCUAAACUUUCUACAACCCCUUACCCUGCCUUCACUACCCCAAAGACUACUCCUGCUACCGUGUCAACCCCUAAAACCAAUCCUGAAUCUCUCUCUAACCCCAACACUAACUGUGCUCCUGCCCCUAAUGCUAAAUCUGCUACUGUCUGUACCACUAACACUAACCCUGCUACAGCCUCAACCCCACAAAAUAAUUCUGCUACUUCCUCAACCUUCAAAACUAACCCUGCUACCGUAUGUACACCUGAAAUUAACCCUGCUACGGUCUCUACCCCUAACACUAACAGUGCUCCUGCCCCUAACGCUAAAUCUGCUAUGGCCUGUACCACUAACACUAACCCUGCUACAGCCUCAACCCUCAAAACUACCCCAGGUACAUGCUCUACCCCAAACCCCGCUGCUACUCCUAACACUAACCCUGCUGCUACUCCUUACACUAACCCUGCUGCUACUCCUAACACUAACCCUGCUGCUACUCCUAACACUAAGCCUGCUGCUACUCCUAACACUCAGCCUACUGCUACUCCUAACACUAAGCCUGCUGCUACUCCUAAAACUAACACUGCUGCUACUCCUAACACUAAGCCUGCUGCUACUCCUAAAACUAACACUGCUGCUACUCCUAACACUAAGCCUGCUGCUACUCCUAACUCUAACCCUGCUGCUACAAUCGAGGAGACAGCGUCCCACAGCAAUCCUGUCAUCCUGGCAACCCAGCCAUCCCAUAACAGCCCUGUGACCCUGGCAACAGGAGCAGGGCAAACCAAAGCAGUUGCAGAGGAAGUACAGGCUGGUACGUCAGACACACCCCGGCCUAAACAGAAGACCUCUGAGCCCCGUAAGCCGCUCCCACGUGUGUUUGGGGUGGCAGCAGCUUCAGUCCGGUCCAAACCGCUUCUGAUGUCAGUGCUGGAACUGGACCAGAAGAACACGAACAGCAGCGCUGAAGGUGUGGACUCCCAUCAGGUCCUUGAAGGGACCACUGCCACCAACGACCUGAACAAGGGGGUCCCUCUGCUCUCAUGCCCGAAAGAGCCUAACCCCAGCAACAUCCCUGUCUCCUCCUGCCCUGAGAGCACACCUGGCCUGGCUGACAACCUGUCCCUGACCCCUGACAUCUGCCCAUGUGACCCCGCCCAGGAGAACCUGAGGGAGAACACCCUGAGCACUGAAGACGGGGGCCCUGGGGCCCUGGGCUUCCCUCACACCCCCCUGACUGUCUCUCCCAAGAGGGAGAACUCAGAGACAGAUGCAGGGGUGAGAAGGGGGGAUGGGGGCUUGAGGGCUGAUAUGAGGGGGUUAGGAGCAGAGUCUGGGUCCUGGGGGGCAGGGGAGGCCCUAUCUCUCUCUCUGGGGCAGGGCUGUGGGUUGGAGGCACAGAGCCUAUUACUGUAUGAGGUGGAGGGACAUACGAUUGGACAGACAAUUGGACAGAAGAUUGGACAGACACUCUCCGGGCUGCCCAAUGUCGGGACAGAUGAGGAUGAGGUGGGUGAUAUAAUGGGGGAUGAAGAAGACAACAACAGCCUGUGUGGUCGGCCAGACAAGAUGGCAGAUGUCGAGCUUGUGGGAGAGGGAGUGCCAGAGUCCAACCUGUCCAGCUGGAGGUCCAUCGAGGAGAUAUCAGAGGCAGGGGGAGGAGAGGACGGAAGCUCCCAAUUCCCAGAGGAUGAUGUCAGCAACCUGCAGAGUCACCCGGAAAACAAGGAGGAGCAGGAAAACAACAACAAUGUCUCAGUGUUCCUAUCCUCUGGAAUACCAACCUGUAUGACUCUGAAUGCCCUGUCAGAGGACGUGAGACACCAAAGCCAGAGUGUGUGUCUGAGGGCGUCUCUCUCAAACAUACCACUCACAGAGGUGAGAUCACAGGCUGCUGCAGCCUCCGAUAGGCCAUCAACAUCAACUGACAGCUCAACACACCAAUCAGACAUAAGACAACCUUCCUUGUCCAUGGAAAGCCCUGGGCGUGUCUCACCACCAGGUGGUAAACCACAGACUGUCUCAGACCAGAGCCCUGGUUCAGUAGAGGCAGUCAUUUCCAGACCCAACAGUAACAGAGAUAUUAACCCAGCAGUCAAACAGGCAGACCCAGCUCUGUCUCUGCUGGGUGGGGCAUUUGGAUCCUUCAGCCAUAAAAUCAGACCAAGCAACUCCAAGUCAGGCAGACUGUCCCAAGAAACUUCCCGAUCACUGAAGAAAGACACAGUAGAGAAUGUCCAAGUCUCCCAAGAAACUUCUCUCUCAGUGGGCAAAGACACAGUAGAGAAGGUCCAAAUUUCCCAAGAAAUUUCCCCAUCAGUGAGCAAAGACACAGUAGAGAAGGUCCAAGUCUCCCAAGAAUCUUCCUUAUCAGUGGGCAAUGACACAGUAGAGAAGGUCCAAGUUUCCCAAGAAUAUUCCAUAUCAGUGGGCAAAGACACAGUAAAGAAGGUCCAAGUUUCCCAAAAUGUUUUCCAAUCAGUGGGCAAAGACACAGUAGAGAAGGUCCAAGUUUUUCACGAAAUGUCCCCAUCAAUGAGCAAAGACAUAGUAGAGAAUGUCCAAGUCUUCCAAGAAACUUCCCUAUCAGUGGGCAAAGACACAGUAGAGAAGGUCAAAGUAUUCCAAGAAUCUUCCCUAUCAGUGGGCAAAGACCCAGUAGAGAAAGUCCAAGUUUCCCAAGAAACUUCCCCAUCAGUGGGCAAAGACACAGUAGAGAAGGUCCAAGUUUCCCAAGAGACUUCCCCGUCAAUGAGCAAAGACACGGUAGAGAAGGUCCAAGUUUCCCAAGAAACUUUCCCAUCAGUGAGAAAAGACACAUUAGAGAAGGUCCAAGUCUCCAAAGAAUAUUCCCUGUCAGUUGGCAAAGACACAGUAGAGAAAGUCCAAGUUUCCCAAGAAACUUCCCCAUCAAUGGGCAAAUACACAGUAGAGAAGGUCCAAGUCUCCCAAGAAACGUCCCCAUCAGAGGGCAAAGACACGGUAGAGAAGGUCCAAGAUUUCCAAGGAACUUUACCAUCAGUGAGAAAAGACACAUUAGAGAAGAUCCAAGUCUCCAAAGAAUCUUCCCUGUCAGUUGGCAAAGACACAGUAGAGAAAGUCCAAGUUUCCCAAGAAACUUCCCCAUCAAUAGGCAAAUACACAGUAAAGAAGGUCCAAGUUUCGCAAGAAACUUCCGCAUCAGUGAGAAAAGACACAGUAGAGAAAGUCCAAGUUUCCCAAGAAACUUCCCCAUCAGUGUGCAACAACACAGUAGAGAAGGUACAAGUUUCCCAAGAAACUUCCCAAUCAGUGAGUAAUGAUACAGUAGAAAAAGUCCAAGUUUCCCAAGAAUUUCCCCCAUCAGUGAGCAAAGACACAGUAGAGAAGGUCCAAGUUUUCCAAGAAUCUUCCCUAUCAGUGGGUAAAGACAUGGUAGAAAGUGUGAAAAAACUCUGUUCCCAGCCUCAGCCAGAGGAGACAGAGCUACAGACGGUGAGCCAAAAAGAAGGUGGUGGCGGUCAGAAGACUGACAGGCACAUUGACCAACCAAAGACGAGUGGGGCCUUAGAAGAACAGGAGAACAGUGUUUGUAUCUCAGGGGAAAGAGAGGUGGAGGAGAUUGCAGAGGAGAGAUUCUCUCCAACAGAGAGUGUUCCAGAACCUGCACAGCGUCAGACACCCGAGGGAGAGCUGAGCACAGAGAAAGCCAUCACUCCUCCUCAGCCAGGGAGGAGAGGGAAGCAGAGCAGAGACAGACCCAGUCAGCCGCGCAGACAAUCUCCGUCAGGCUCUGGGUCUGCUGAUCACCCACAGGUACCAGCGCUCACUGCCAAGACCCUAGAAGACACCUCCCCACCAGGGAAACAAAAUAAUAAGAAUAUGAGAGGACAAAAAUCUGCUGCAGAUACCAGACAGAGGACACAUGUGAAGGGCAAACCUGAGGCAGAGUCCGAGAGGAGAGGGGAAAACAGAAACGUCUCCAGAUCCCCGACUCCCCUUAGUCCUACCAACCUCUGCCCUAUCUCUCCUGCUCUCCUACUCAACCAGGAAGUGAACAUGGAAGUGCACCAGGAAAUGCUUGACAACAGGCCGCUGCCUGGUUGCCAGACAGAAAGCAGAAAGGACAUCAACGAUAACAAUGUGGGGAGUGGCCAUGCCUCCCCUACAGAACAGAAUAGAUCUUCUUCUCCUCCACCUCUUCCCUCCUCCUCUCCUCCCCCUCUCUCCCCCUCUCCUCUCUCAUCCUCUCCUCCCCCCAGUACCUUCACAGUGCAGCCAGAUGAGGACCUCCCCACCCCCAUACAGGAGUCCCAGCCUCUCCUCACCACAGUCCAGCCUGUCACCCCACUCCUAGACACCCAGCCUCAAUCAACCAGUCUUCAGGCAGCCUCCGCAACCCUUUCUACUACCCCUAUCGCCCUUCCUAAGCAUCCCCCUAUACCCACUGAAAGUGUCCGUAUGUCCCCUACCCCCUACUCAUUCUCAUCUCCACCCACGUCAGCCCUGCCCUCGACCCCCAGCCUUACCCAGCCCACCCAGGAGUCUUUGCCACGGCUGGAGGCUCCAACCACAGUGCCUGUCCUAGACAUCCGCUGCCAGGCCCAGCCCCAACCAAACCUCCUCACCAAGCCCAACAGACAGAUCAAGCCAGUUCAGUCACAAAGCCGACAGGACAGAGAUGGGAUGGACACAGACAGUGAUGAUGAUGACACUGCUGUUCCUCUACGGCGUCACAUGACUCAGCCCAGGGGGAUUGUGGGAAACCCUUCUCAUAAAGAGUCUGGCUCCUCCAAUCAGCGAGAGAUACUGCUUCACUCCUCCCGCCAACCAACUGAGAGACAGAUAGACUGUCCAAUCAGCCACAAGGAUUCACAGGAGCUGGAACUGUCCUUCAAAUACAACUUGGGCUCCUGCAAUGAGUCGGAGAGUGACGGAUCAGUGCCAGAGUUGGAAGAACCAGAGGGGGUGCCACUGAGAUCCUCAGAACCCCAGCCCAUCUCUCCUGCUGAUGAGGGGAUUAACAGACCUAAGCAGAGCCGCAGUGAGAAGAAGGCCCGCAAGGCCAUGGGUAAGCUGGGCUUGCGGCCGGUCCACGGUGUGACCAGAAUCACUAUAAGGAAGUCGAAGAGCAUCUUGUUUGUCAUCAGCAGACCUGACGUCUUCAAGAGCCCCGCGUCAGACAUCUACAUCGUGUUUGGAGAGGCCAAGAUAGAGGACCUGUCUCAACAGGUGCACAAGGCAGCGGCAGAGAAGUUUAAGGUCCCGGUGGAGCCCUCCCCACUGGUGCCCCCUGCACCACCCAGCCUCACCAUCAAGGAGGAGAGCGAGGAGGAGGAGGAGGUGGACGAGGGAGGUUUGGAGCAGAGGGAUAUAGAGCUGGUGAUGGCCCAGGCUAACGUGUCCCGUUCUAAAGCUGUCCACGCCCUCAGACACAACACCAAUGACAUCGUUAACGCUAUCAUGGAGCUGACCAUGUGAGAGGACCCCCCCCCCCAAAGCAUAAAAUGCCAGUGUCACAUCUGUAUCGCUGCUAUGUUGCAUUCUCCUUACCUGCUAAUAAACAGUCUGUAAUAACCACACUAGUGGGCGAUACUGUUAACCACCCUUAUAUUGCACAUGUCAUGUAUGUAGUGAAAAUGGGGCAUUUUACAG